AUGGCGCCUGUCUCGAAGCAACGAAAAUUGGAUCGUGAAUCCUCAUCCAAGAAGACUCGCGACAGCUCAGACGAAGCCGCCUCCUCUUCCUCGCCUUCACCCGAGCCAGAGCAACACCAGCAACUAGAAACCUCCUCUACCGAAGAUUCCCCAAAGACCUUCAAAGACCUAGGCGUCAUUGAGCAGCUAUGCGAUGCGUGUACGUCGCUCGGUUACAGCAAACCCACGCCGAUCCAAGCACAAUCGAUCCCGAUCGCGCUACAAGGCAGAGAUUUGAUUGGACUGGCUGAAACUGGCAGUGGAAAAACGGCGGCAUUUGUUCUCCCAAUUCUGCAGGCUUUGAUGGAAGCGCCUCAAACACUGCAUUCCUUGAUUCUGGCUCCUACCCGUGAACUCGCCCAACAAACGUCUCAGGUGGUCGAGGCAUUAGGCUCGUUGAUAUCGGUGCGAUGUACGCUGCUGAUCGGAGGAGUUGACAUGGUGGCUCAGUCAAUGUCUCUGGGAAAGAAACCACAUGUUAUUGUCGCUACACCAGGACGUCUUCUGGACCACCUCGAAAAUACGAAAGGGUUCUCUCUACGACAGUUGAAGUUUUUGGUGCUGGACGAAGCUGAUCGUUUGCUGGAUAUGGAUUUCGGUCCCAUUCUGGAUAAGAUCUUGAAGAUUCUACCAAAGCCAAACCGCAAGACAUACCUCUUCUCCGCGACGAUGUCGAGUAAAGUUGAAUCGCUGCAGCGCGCAUCGCUCACGAAUCCGGUCCGUGUUUCCGUGUCUACCAAAUACCAAACCGUGUCUACUCUGAUCCAGCGAUAUGUCUUCCUGCCGCAUAAAUACAAGGAUAUCUACCUUGUCUAUCUUCUGAACGAAUGGGCCGGGCAAACGGGAGUGAUAUUCACACGGACAAUUCACGAGACUCAAAGAGUGACCCUUAUGUUGCGGAAUCUAGGAUACUCGAGUAUCCCUAUUCACGGCCAGCUUUCCCAGAGUGCACGAAUAGCGUCCAUCACCAAAUUCAAAGCCAAGGCGCGGAACUUGCUGAUCGCCACAGACGUAGCAGCUCGUGGUCUUGAUAUCCCCUCGGUCGAUUUUGUCGUUAAUUACGAUUUGCCCCUAGAUAGUCAGUCGUACAUUCAUCGAGUUGGUCGAACUGCACGUGCCGGCAGGAGCGGAAUCGCCAUAUCGUUCGUCACGCAAUAUGAUAUCGAGACAUGGAUGAGGACGGAAAAGGCUUUGGGAAAGAAGCUGGAAGAGCACAAGAUUGCCAAGGACGAGGCUAUGCUUUUUGCCGAGCGCGUUGGCGAGGCGCAAAGGUCAGCCGCUAUCGAAAUGAGGGACAUGGACGAGAAAAGAAAUGGGCCGAGGUCCCGCCAAAACAAGGGUGGGAAGAGGUCCCGGGAAGGUAUGGAUGAAGAUCAAGGUUGA
This is a messenger RNA of Aspergillus tanneri, 1422 nucleotides long. RefSeq names its product RNA-dependent ATPase RRP3 (gene rrp3). NCBI's taxonomy places the organism in Eukaryota, Fungi, Ascomycota, Eurotiomycetes, Eurotiales, Aspergillaceae. Gene Ontology annotation, molecular function: ATP binding; nucleic acid binding; RNA helicase activity. The transcript has a single exon. The record is from RefSeq and is a predicted model, not a curated record. Bases 1 to 1422 code for a protein of 473 amino acids.